CAGUGCCAUUUUUGUAGUUUUUCUCCGUUGCAGUUCUGAUGUUGCAGUUCUAGUCAAUGGCUAACCUCGCUGAUCGAGCCAAUAGUAGACGCUCUCAGGCCACAGGGGAGCAUGGCUGGAAUGACCUGCAGAGCAAGAUGCUUUGCUACUGCUACGGUGUGUGCUAGGCUAGGCUAGGCUAGGCUAGGCUAGGUGGGACUUACAUUCCCCAUCAAGUUGGGGUGGGGGGUCAGAUAUUCUCCAUGACCAGUGGUAUUAGCACAUGUACAUACAGGUCUGGUAUAAAACAGUAACUUUAAGUUUCCGUGGUUCAAGGAUUCAUUUUUAUGUGUUUAUGACAUCAUUUGAUUUUUUUCUGAUUAUAUCUCUGCCUGAAAGUGAUUUACAUGAUGUUGAAGGUUUUCAUUGUUAGAUAAUUAGAGAAAACAAAUACAGGUGGAUUCUCGUUCAACUCAGUCUGAGGGGGCUCUUUUUGAUCCUCACAAGUUUAAGGGUUACCUGUAUUAGGUGUGAAAUGAUGGUUCCUUAUUCUCUAAAAGUUAAGUCUGAACUACCACCAUGUGACUAUUGAAGACUUUGUCUUCCUGGAAUGAAAAUGUGAAUUUACAGCUUUUCUUUGAAUGGCGUUUCUCUGUGUGAUGCACUCAUGGGUUUUACUGCUGCAUCCUCAUCAGCACACCAGGGUGUCGUUGGUUAGUUAGUUUAGUAACCAUAACGCAAACCAAAAAGCUGCUAAAUGUGCAACAUUAAUAUUUUGAAAGAGUUAUUAUGCAGAUCAUAUGUGAGUUAAUAAACAUCAGCUAAAGUUGAAGAAUGUAGUUUUAUAACCUAAUUUAUUACAGUAAUUAGUGCUUUUUCAUGAUCAAAUACAAACCGGUUAAACUUUAGCCACAUACGAGUGUUGAAUGUAGCUCUUUAAUCUCCACCUCCACAAAACCCUGCAGGAUCAUUCCUAGAAGAGCCUUGGGUGUUUGAUCUGGUGUACAGUCAUUUUACUAGAAUUAAAAGUCGGAAAGCACCUCAGUCUUUCUAGGGAAGGCUAUAAAGGGCUGUGCAGCUCUGACCUUUGUUUUCACACGUGUCUUUGUGCAGAGGAGUUUGCUGUUUCUCACAAGUCCUUUACUAACUAGUGUUGAGGAGCUUUUCUGGACUAGAAAACAAAUCUUAAUUGUUGCUGGUUGAACUGGACAAAGUUGGUGGGAUGAAGGACCAAAACUAAGCUCUCUGCUGGUUUAGCCGGAAGGACCUCUCUGCUUUCAGCGUCCAAAAACAGGGAGAUGGUGAACGCCUGGUUUGCUGAGCGGGUCCACAACAUCCAGCCGUCUACAUCCAAAGAACACCCCUCCCAGCAGCGAGUCCACCAGUCCACUACAGAUCUCUCCUCCUCUGCCGCCGUCCUCCCACCCUCUCUCAGCCUCCUGGAGAACCGCUGCCCCUCGCCCGCCUCCAUCUCAAGCCCGGCUCCCGGCACCCCAACUCGCAAAAUCUCAGCUUCAGAGUUCGACCGCCCACUACGGCCGAUCGUGGUGAAGGACUCCGAGGGCUCUUUAACGUUUUUAAGUGACGCGGACCGUGAAACUGUCCCUGUCCGGGGCUCGGUGAUGGGUGAGGGUGGUGUAGGUGAUGGAGGCUGUAAUGGCGGGGAGGGUGACCGAUGUGCCCGCUUGCUGGAGCUGGUCAAGGAAGUGUCGAGUCACCUGGAUGUGACGGCACUUUGCCACAAGAUCUUCCUUCACAUCAAUGAGCUGAUUGCUGCAGAUCGCUACUCACUGUUUCUGGUGGGUGAGGAUAGCUCCAACAGGAAGUUUUUGAUCAGCCGACUGUUUGACGUUGCUGAGGGAACCACGUUGGAGGAAUCGUCCAGUAGCUGUAUCCGUCUGGAGUGGAACAAGGGCAUUGUGGGACAUGUAGCCGCUACGGGGCAGCUGCUCAACAUCAGAAACGCUUAUGAGGACUCCAGGUUCAAUGCAGAAGUGGACCAGAUCACCGGAUACAAGACCCAGAGCAUCCUUUGUCUGCCCAUCAAGAACCACAGAGGAGAGGUUGUCGGAGUCGCUCAGGCUAUUAACAAGAAGUGUGGGGAGGAUGGCGCCUUCACGGAGCAGGAUGAAAAGGACUUCUCCGCUUAUCUGACCUUCUCAGGCAUCGUUCUGCACAACGCACAGCUGUACGAGACGUCGCAGUUGGAGAACAGACGCAAUCAGGUGCUGUUGGACUUGGCCAGUCUGAUUUUUGAAGAGCAGCAGUGUCUGGAGGUCAUACUACGGAAGAUUGCAGGAACCAUCCUGUCCUUCAUGCAAGCACAGGCUUGCACCGUCUUCAUCACCGACGACGACUCACUGAAUUCCUUCUCCGGUGUUUUUCACAUGGAAUACGAGGAGCUGGGUGAAGUCCUAGAGCCCCCCAAAAGAGACUGUGAUGUCAGUCAGAUUAAUUACAUGUAUGCUCACUAUGUGAAAAACACCAUGCAGCCUCUCAACAUCGCUGAUGUCACAAAGGACCAGCGUUUCCCCUGGACGAGUGAAAACCCAGAUCACACCAGCAACCAGAUAAAAAGUGUGCUCUGCACGCCCAUCAGGAAUGGCAAAAAAGACAAAGUCAUAGGUGUGUGCCAGUUGGUGAAUAAAAUGGACGAAUCGUGCUGCAGCAUCAAGGCGUUUAACAGAAACGACGAGCAGUUCCUGGAGGCGUUUGCCAUCUUCUGUGGCCUCGGCAUCCAAAACACACAGAUGUAUGAGACUGUGGAGAGAGCCAUGGCCAAGCAGGAGGUCACACUAGAGGUGCUGUCGUAUCACGCCUCUGCAACAGAGGAAGAAUCACAGGAACUCCAGGUAACAGUGGUCGCCACAGUUCCAUCUGCACAGUCGCUGCGUCUUCAGGACUUCAGCUUCAGUGACUUUGACCUGUCAGACACUGAGACAACACUUGCUACUGUUCGCAUGUUUGUGGACCUCAAUCUAAUCCAGACGUUCCAGAUGAAGUACACAAGUUUGUGCCAGUGGGUUUUGAGUGUGAAGAAAAACUACAGAAAGAACGUGGCCUAUCACAACUGGAGACAUGCGCUCAACACAGCCCAGUGCAUGUUUGCACUGCUGAAGUCAGGACGCUUCCAGAACAACCUGAACGAUGUGGAGAUCUUGGCUCUGAUGAUUGCAACUCUCUGUCAUGACCUGGACCACAGAGGAGUCAACAACUCUUACAUUCAGAGGAGUGAUCACCCUCUGGCUCAGCUCUACUGCCACUCCACUAUGGAGCAUCAUCACUUUGACCAGUGCCUUAUGAUCCUCAACAGCCCUGGAAACCAGAUCCUCAGCGGCCUCUCUCUGGACGAAUACAAGGUCACCCUGAAGAUGAUUGAGAGGGCCAUUCUGGCCACUGACCUCGCGCUCUACAUGAAGAGAAGAGAGGAGUUCUUUGAACUCACCAAGAACAACCAGUUUGUUUGGGAGGAUGACCAUCACAGAGACUUACUGAGGUCAAUGCUGAUGACUGCAUGUGACAUCUCAGCCAUCACUAAGCCCUGGCCGGUGCAAAAGAGGAUUGCAGAGCUGGUGGCCACAGAGUUCUUUGAGCAGGGAGACAAGGAGAGACGGGAGCUAAACAUUGAGCCGAUUGACCUGAUGAAUCGUGAGAAACGAGACAAGAUUCCCAGCAUGCAGGUGUCCUUCAUUGAUGCCAUUUGUGUUCAAUUAUAUGAGACCUUGGCUAGCAUGUCGGAGUACUGCUCUCCACUGCUGGAGGGAUGCCAGAAGAACCGACAGCACUGGAAGUGCCUGGCUGAGGACUGUGAGAAGGGACUGGUCAAUGGUCUAGUGUGACCCAAAAUCCAUUAUGGCUUCUGGCAAACGUUGGGGAUCCUACUGGUCUAAAGUCUUUACGCAGGAUUUCAUGACUUUAGCAGGAUGUUUUAGAAUGACUAUAUGAGAUGCUGGGUGUGCAGAAAGUGAUCUUGAAAAGUACCCCAACUUUAAAUAAGGUGAAAGCCUAUUGGUUCAUUCUCUAAAUCAGUGGGACUGCAGCUAAUGCUACCAGACAUGCUAACAUCUGAUAUGCUUUUAUAUGAUGUCUAUCACUGUCAGGUCUAGAUGUUUUAUACACUCGGUACCAGGUUCCUCUACUGCUGUAGAAACUGAAAACUUUACUUCAAUGUUCUGUGUUAAUCGUCCCCAAAAGGACAGAAAGAUGACAAAAGUAUCACAAGACAAAAGCAACGUUUAUGGUUAUCGGGGGCUGCAUUUGAGGAGAUUUGUUUCCUCUCAUCACUUCACCAGCUAGCUUAUUUUCAUAGUUCAAAGUUGUGGAUAGUUAGCCUGGUAAGCCAUCCUAUAUAUGUGAAUUUAUAGUCUAGUCACACCCCACAGAGAAAGCUCAGUCGUGGGGCGGGACCUACAGUAGUCUUGUUAUUGGACAAUGAGUCAGCGGAAGUCCACCGUACACUGUCGAAGAAGACACAAAUACAUCCUUUUUCUAAAUGAGGGACAUCUAUCUGCUCCUGACUCAAAGAAAAGCCCACGUCUAAGUGGUCCAAGGUUGAUGCCAAUGUCAUUUCAACACGCCGCUGACAUUUUGUGUUUGAUUAGGCUGGAGUGGAGCGUGGCUAGACAGACAUGCAGAGCUAAAUCGUUUAGCUUUGGUUUGUCUAGAUUUGUAGGCCAUUGGACAGUUACUUCAGUCUGGUGCUCAGCCUACCGAUAAACAUUUUAGUGGCAAACUUCAGCACGGACUUCUCUUACCCUCAGUCCAGACAUUUCCUCAUCUAACUGCUGCGUUGUGAAGGCUGACUUUGCAGCAAAAACCAAGUAGUUCUUUCUAUUAUUGUUGGCCUCGGGUACCAAACACAAUAAUAGCAUUUACUAAUAACGGACUUCUUAACCAGCAGUGGCCUACUGGUAUGAGUGUCCACCGUGAGGUCAUGGGUUCAAAUCCCAGGCGGGUCAUACCAAAGACUUUAAAAAUGAUCCCCAAUGCCUCUGCUCGACACUCAGCAUUAAGGGGUGGAUUGGGGGGGUAGCACCACCAAAUAGUUUUCAAGUGCGACCAUGUCUGCCGCUCCCCCGAGGAUGGGUCAGAUGCAGAGAAAACAUUUGACCUGUGUGUGUGAUGACUAAUGGGCCUUUAACCAAACUCCCAUGUCCAUUGACCAUCUUCUAAUGCUGUGGUUGGUUUAUGGUCCAUUGUUUUUAUGUUGACAUCAUUGAACACACAAGGAAGAAAAAAGCACCCUGGUAGAUUCUGAUUUGCAUGGUGAUGUUUUUAGCAUGUUGUCAUCAGCUAGCUGUUAGCAAAGCCCCCAGUCCCAUUGGUUUAGACGAGUGCAUUUUUUGCUAAAUACAAAUGUAAACCCCAUUUUGUUAGAAGCUAAAAGUGUCUUAGCUAACAAGGGGCACCAAUGUGUUGCAGUCACAAAAUGUACAUUGAUACUCAAGAUCAGGGUCUAGUUUGAACCAUUUCCCGUUGUAAGAGCACCAAGCUGUAUUUAAUACCAUAGCUGUUGUCUUUUUGCACGAGUGUCUCUUUCUGAAGUUUCACCUCCUUGGCUGGUCCCGCUGACCUUUAUGGAUCAGAAUCAUGAGUGGGAUCACUACGAUGUACUUACUGUACACGUCACACUGUGUCACUCAUAUGAACGCUUUUAGACGUCUGUCCACGCACACUAUAUGGGUUUGAGUCUUUUAUACAUUCACUGUCUUAACUAUUGUGUAUUUAUUCUUUUUAUAUAUUUAUUAGAUUUUCUAUAUUGUGAGAGUAUACUUUAGAAAAGAGCAGCACUUCUUACAGCAAACAUAGUUUUAAUACUACAAAACAAGUCUCCCUGUACCUUUUGCAGGAUCUUUCUUAGGAACAGCUCAUUCAGAUGAACAGCAUGUCAUACCAUUAUACAAUAGAACCAACUGGAGGAGCAGAUCAUGUCUCCACUGCUACGAUUGAUCAUGUAAGGCUGAGGUAAAGGCUUCCAUUCCCAUGCUGCUCCACACUAAACAUUUUUAGUAAAACAGGAAACCAGAUGCGUUUUUUAUCGGUAAAGUUAAUUUGACUGAAAGUCAUACGUUUUUUUUAUUUUAGAGGAAAGAGUAAAAUGUUUUCAAGAUUUCAGUGAGAUUUUGUUACAUUUAGAGCUGUUUUUGAGAAGGUCUGAUUAGUUCUCCAGCUUAGUACUCUAGCUGCACACCAACAGAUGAAGGGACAUUUAAACUAGGGAUGCACCGAUAUCAAUAUCACUGUUAUGGCCGAUAAGAUAUUAGCCGAUAUACUGACAUGCUUCUAAAAUCAGAUUUAGUAUGAAAAUGAUUUAAGUUGAAUUUACGUUAUGUACACACACAUUUACACUUCUGAGAUGAUUACAACCACUCAGGGGCGUGUCCAGGGAGUGGCCUGGGGUAGCACAUGCCACCCCAGGUGCUAACACACUAAUUUACCUCUAAAUAGGCUUUUCAUUGUCCACAAAAGGCUUGGGGGUAAAACAAAAAAAGCAUAACCAUUGGUGCCACCCAUGCACAAAGUUGUGCCUCACCUGGGCCACCCCGUUUUAAAAGAUCUGGACACGCCCCUGCAACCACUGUCACAUGACCAAAUACACAUCACAAAAAAAUGUUCAGUGAGGCCUUCACCAGUGAUCGCUCCGAUCGGUCUGGUCUUUAGUCAUUCUGGAUCCAGCCCUGUGCAGGAAGUCAUCAAACAUGGCUAACCCCAUUUGCAUGUGGAUGUACAGGCAGAUCUUUUUGGCUCCUCAAGGAUCGCUGGAGUUUUUCUAGAUCAGACGUUAGAUCACUCUGCAGUUGCCCAGUUGUCUCUGUACUGUGGUUACUGGUGAAAACUGGGCAGGUUUUACAGUUUUCACCAGUAACCACAGCACAGACAAUCGGGACUCCCCCCACCAAAACAACCUCCCUUACCUGCUUGUGUGAGCUUUAACACCAGAAGAUAUUUGAUAUGGACGAGGGAACUUGGUGAUUUUAUUGAAUUUAGAACAGUUUGAUACCCAGAUGAGUCACAGGUAGACGGUGUAACAACGCAGCAGCUUCAUCCAUGAUGAGGAUGCAGGAUUGACAGUGAGGCAACUACACAACAUUGAAUGUACUUUUGUUAAAACUAAGUCCUACCUUACCUAAAACACCCCACGUCGGCGCUGUUCGUUUUAGACUGUUGAGAUGAUCGUUCUCAUCUCCAGAAUUCUCGGUACGCACACGAGCAGCGGUCACUUCGUGGCGUUCUCGCAGCACAACUGAAGCACUUUGUACAUGCGCUCCUUUGUAUCUAUGGCCACGUGCUACUCUGUAGCCUCCAGGGCUGUGCUUUUUCUAAAAAUCUAGUUUUCUCACCGAGAGAUCUUCAGGUUGAUUUCAUGCAUGUUUAAAAUAAACAUUUCAUAUGUAAGAGCUGUUUUUAAAGAUGGAUUUCUGUAGACACUGAAUGAAAUAAGCUGAUAUGGUCCCAUGGAGAAAGGGACGUUCUUCUUCUGUCCACACCACUGUGAGCCAAGUAGAGAGUGGCUGAAUAAAGAAUAAAACUUC
Molecule: messenger RNA, 7511 nt
Organism: Nothobranchius furzeri (turquoise killifish)
Lineage: Eukaryota; Metazoa; Chordata; Actinopteri; Cyprinodontiformes; Nothobranchiidae
Gene: pde5ab
Product: phosphodiesterase 5A, cGMP-specific, b
Biological process (GO): signal transduction
Molecular function (GO): protein binding; 3',5'-cyclic-GMP phosphodiesterase activity
Source: RefSeq, a predicted model, not a curated record